UUGUCAAAAUUACACAAGACUGGUUCACUUAUAACUUUGACAAUGCAUUCAUUUCUGUCACCAUUAGAUGAAUUAAUCAGGCAGACCACCAUAACCUGUGCUGAGAUGGGUCUGCUUCUGCUGAGAGUCAGAGACGAGAGUCAAAUGACCAUCAAAACCCACCAGAAGAUGAUUGAAAGCAGCAUUCUUUAUGGCAGCAGAAAGGCGCUACAAUCUGAAAUUGAAACAGUGGAUUUAAAUAAAAGGGUUGAAGAUCUAGAAAGGGAGAAACAGGAUCUGCUGAAAAAAAUGGAUGAACAGCAAGAGGAAAAUGAUGUAUGGAUAAAGAGUGAAACUCACAGGAUGGAAGUGCUGGAAAGCAACUACCAAGAAGAAAUCAAGGUUUUGAAGAGAACCAUACAACAGUUAAAGAUGCUACUGGAAGGAAGCAAUACUCCAGAGGAUUGAAGCGUAACAAGGAGGAAGGCAGACUCAACAAGUUUGUCAAAUGAACAAGUCUCAAGAAAUUC
This is a messenger RNA of Cyprinodon variegatus (sheepshead minnow), 509 nucleotides long. RefSeq names its product axonemal dynein light intermediate polypeptide 1-like. NCBI's taxonomy places the organism in Eukaryota, Metazoa, Chordata, Actinopteri, Cyprinodontiformes, Cyprinodontidae. The transcript has 3 exons. Gene Ontology annotation, molecular function: dynein heavy chain binding. Gene Ontology annotation, cellular component: axoneme; filopodium. The record is from RefSeq and is a predicted model, not a curated record. Bases 43 to 447 code for a protein of 134 amino acids.